UACAGAAGAUAGAAAACAUCUGUAUGACUUCAGAAAGGUUCUGCUGGUUCUGCUGGUUCUGACUCCAGACGAGCUGGAGCCUGGGUCUGUCUCUCCUCCCAUCCUGAGCCGUAUGAAUGGACCUUUGUUGGUUGCUAGGAGCGAUUUUCAUCAGGCUGCAGCAUGGAGACAAGUACCCCACUGUCUGCAAGCCUCCUCCUCUUCCUCCUCCUCCUCCUCUUCCUCUUUCUCCUCCUCCUCUUCCUCUUCCUUCAUCUUCGCCCUCCUCUUCCUCCUCUGGCCGACCUGGCUUAGAUGUUUGAAUCUCCUUCUCAGCUCAUCAAGAAGCACUCCAGAAUUUUUGAGAAAUCGUACAGCAUCGACCAUGAGCCUCUGUCCAGACAGCCAGGGGCGAAGAACCGGAAGCAGCCGAAUGGCAGAGCUUCGGCGUACUCUGACCUGCAGCAGCAUCGCCCCAGUGACGUCCACAGGAGGCCGUCCCCGGCGUCCAGCUGCGUCCCCCCGCCUGACUACAUGGACGGAGACGAGGACCUGAUCAAACCCAAGAAGCUGCUGAAUCCCGUCAAGACAUCCAGGAGCCACCAGGAGCUGCACAGAGAGCUGCUGAGCAGCUGCAGACGGGGGGGCAGCGGCGUGGAGACCAAGCCGGAGCUGCAGCGGGUUCUGGAGUCCAGGAAGCGGGAUCAGCUGAUCCGCCAGAGGAAACAGGAAGAGGAAGCGCGCAAGAAGAUUUCCCCACUGGAGGCCGAGCUGCUCAAGAGACACAUGAAGCUGGAGGAGCUGGAGCGUCAGCAGGAGCAGCAGGAGGAGGAGAGCCUCAGAGCUCCAGAGUUUGUUAAAGUCAGAGAAAAUCUGAGACGGACGUCCUUCCAUGCAGACGAGAAGGAGGUGUAGAGACGGUGACACAAUGUGUCCAGAAGAUGACAGGAGGACAGGAUGUUCUGGGGACGGAGCGUCCAUAGCAGGACUCUGCGAGGUCGGGGACAUGGCGGCCAUGAUGUCUCCCAGCAGAUGUUAAACCUGUCAGAUCCCUGAUCUGAUGCUAAUGUUUCCGCAUCAUGAUGAUUGUUAGACAGCUGCUGCCCCCUGGUGGUCAGCUUGUAGACAGCAGCACCUGGAUGAGCAGGUAGACCCACCUUAAGAGGAAGAGGAGGCUCUUCAUCAGCCUGAUGAUGCUUUGAUUAGCAGAACAGAUUUUCUGCUCUCUCAUUGGUCAUGAUGAUUCUCGGGUGUUUCAGCUCAAACUUCUUCUUCUUUGUGCCUUUUCUGUCAGGAACCGUUCCUCUGGGUCCUCCUGCCGCAGAAACAAGUUUUAUGUAGGUUUUAUUAAAACCAGAGCCAUUUUAUAGACGUAACCAUGUUAGAUCUGUGUUGUAGAGUUCAGCUCAGUGAGUUCAAGCUAACUCCUGUAGGACGUCUAACAGCUGCUAACAUCUGGCCCGCCCAGCUGUCCCUCUGCUGGGACCUGAUGAUGCAAAACAGCUGCAGUCACGAACCAACAGAGGAACCACUGAGGCCGGGUCGGCAUGAGACAUGAAACCACUUCCUGUCUGAGUGAGAACAGCUGCAGAGAUUUCACAGCACUUCAUGCUCAGACGAUGGACCGUAGGUUUGUUGACUGAUGUUGUGCCUGAAUAAAUCUUUAUUAAAGCA
Xiphophorus maculatus (southern platyfish) is the source of this 1653-nucleotide messenger RNA. RefSeq names its product protein FAM107B-like. The coding region runs from base 295 to 894 and encodes 199 amino acids. Lineage: Eukaryota; Metazoa; Chordata; Actinopteri; Cyprinodontiformes; Poeciliidae. Gene Ontology annotation, biological process: regulation of actin cytoskeleton organization; actin filament bundle assembly; actin filament polymerization. Gene Ontology annotation, cellular component: stress fiber; synapse; neuron projection. The transcript has 5 exons. The record is from RefSeq and is a predicted model, not a curated record.